Molecule: messenger RNA, 2083 nt
Organism: Momordica charantia (bitter melon)
Lineage: Eukaryota; Viridiplantae; Streptophyta; Magnoliopsida; Cucurbitales; Cucurbitaceae
Source: RefSeq, a predicted model, not a curated record
GCUCAAGAGACGGGCAAAUUACUAAAUUACAAAACUUGUUUUUUCUUUUCCAAAAUUUGUAAACAAAAACAUAAAGGGUUGUUUAGAAACUAGAAAUUAGGGGCGGAUAAUUUGUUCUUUCUUUGAUUGGCAGACUGAGUUUGCUAAGCUCUGUAGAUGGUAGGUGAGUUUGGUUACCAAAAUAAAAAAAUAGGUUUUUGUAAUUAAAGGACACGAAGCAAUCGGUGCUGUGCUGUGUUCUUGGUCCGAUUGAGACCAAAAAUCCAGAGGAAAGUCGCUGUGGGUGUGUUGUAUUCGACGCAUGCAGAGAAGCUCAGCGCUGGAUCUCUUCUUUUUAUAUUUGACGCUUCAGCUGGAGCUCCACAGCUCUGUAACUCAGGAAUCUCCAAGUUAUUGUGGGCUCCAUGAACUCAAGAUAGAAGGUUUUGCUGUCUAUGAAGCCACUAAAAUCAUGGGAGAUGCUGUUCAGAAAAAAGAAUCUCUUUUCUGAUGGGGGAAGAUACGGCUUCAAAAUGAAGCAGCUGCCGUUUAUGGGUGUUAUUUGUACUGUAAUGCUUUUCAUUGUGUACAGAACCACAAAUUAUCAAUAUCAACACACACAGAUUGAAACGACCUUACAACCCUUCGACACCACAAAGGAGGACUUCGGAGAGGUGUCUCAUAACUUGAAGGGUUUGCCACGUGGCAUAAUAGAAGCUAGAUCAGAUUUGGAGUUGAGACCUCUUUGGGGAAGAAGUAGUUCGAAAAAAAGUAGUUCAAAGUUAAAGGCUGACGAUUACAGCUACCGUAAUUUGCUUGCAAUUCCAGCUGGCAUUAAACAAAAGAAAAAUGUUGAUACUAUUGUGAAAAAAUUUAUUCCAGAGAACUUCACAAUUAUUCUCUUUCAUUAUGAUGGCAAUGUGGAUGGGUGGUGGGAUCUUGACUGGAGUAAUGAUGCCAUACAUAUAGCCGCUCGAAACCAAACAAAGUGGUGGUAUGCAAAGCGCUUUUUGCAACCGGCAGUUGUGUCCAUGUAUGAUUUCAUAUUUCUUUGGGAUGAAGAUUUGGGGGUUGAACAUUUUUGCCCAAGAAGGUACCUGGAAAUUGUGAAGUCUGAAGGGCUAGAAAUAUCUCAGCCAGCAUUGCACCCAAAUUCGUCUGGCAUACAUCAUAGAAUUACUGUUCGUGCUCGAACAAAGAAGAUGCACAGAAGAGUCUACGAUAUCAGAGGCAAUGUGAAAUGUUCAGAUAAAAGCGAUGAGCCACCUUGCACUGGAUUUGUUGAAGGCAUGGCUCCUGUAUUCUCAAGGUCGGCCUGGUAUUGUACUUGGCAUCUUAUACAGAAUGAUCUUGUCCAUGGAUGGGGAAUGGAUAUGAAGCUUGGUUAUUGUGCACAGGGCGACCGCACGAAGAAGGUGGGAGUAAUUGAUAGUCAGUACAUUUUUCAUAAGGGCAUACAGACUUUGGGUGGAGCUSGAAGAAAGUCUAAGCCUUCAAAAACUGCAGCCUACGCAAAGAAACAGAACCCCGUUUCUGCUGAUGUUCGAACAGAGAUAAGGAGGCAGUCGACAUGGGAACUUCGGAUCUUCAAAGAUAGAUGGAACAAAGCGGUAGCAGAGGACGAGGCUUGGGUCGAUCCAUUCAAACAAAAUUCAUUUAAAAGUGACAAAAGAUGGAGAACACAAAGACGCCAUCCCCAUUAAUAUAUUCAGCAAGCAAACAUCCUAGAAGAGCACACCUACAUAUGGUCAUGCUGGUUGUACUUCCUUUCAACAUAUAUAUUAUCAUUGCCAUACUGCAACAGUUGUAGCAGUCCAUCUUAUUUUUUUCAUUGAUUGAGCAUUCAAUUUUGUUCCCAUAGAUGGAUUUCCUUUUGUAUGUAGCAGUGUAGCUUCCUCCCCCAGAGCAGAAGGAAGAAAGACAGAAGAAAAAAAAAGAAAAGAUAAAAGAAAGAUAAAAAGUGUUGUAACUAUUGUUAUAGUUGUAAUGAUCCCUGAUGUAGUUGUGAGAGAAGAUGAUUAAUUCCUUGGGAAACAGAAAGCAAAUUUGGCCAACUGGUCUUUGUCUUUUACAUGAUAUAUACAAUCAAAUGGCUUUUUUCUCA